GCCCCAAACCAGGCGGAGUGUACGACCCAGCGGACAGGAUGGUACACUAGCCCUGUUCUGCCGUGAUGAGGACAGGUUGCUGCUAACUGGGAAAUACUCUCACCAAAAAAUACCCUUUUACCCUGAGUCUGCGGUGUUUAUAUGUGAGGAACUGGGUGAAAGAAAUCCCGAGUGUCAAUAAGCUGCAGAAUUGACCGCUGACCCCCCAAGUAAUGUAGGCGGACCAACAUUGCUUUGGGAGGGUGACCGGGCUGUUAUUUUGCCGCUAGUGAACGAAGCGCCCUAUCGAUGACUGGGGGCCUGUCACACGUCUCUCCGCCGUUGACGUCUUGCAGGAAAGAGGACUAGGGAUGAGAGGAGUUUGGUUGGAGUGCUCCAGAGGACGACUUUGUGACGUGACAUUUAUGGAUACGUCAGGAUGAAACGUCUCAGGUCUUCAAGCAGCAGUGACAGUUCUGACAAUGAGAGUCCUUCCACCUCAUUCUGCUCCUCCAACAAGUAUGGAAGUAAACCUGGAACCCCCGCUCCCAUGCCCAAGAAACCAGCAGAGGUGUUCAGGAAAGACCUGAUCAGUGCCAUGAAGCUUCCAGACUCUCACCAUGUCUCCCCUGAAGACUAUUACCUGCUGGGGGACACCUGGAGACAGGAGUGGGAAAAGGGGGUGCAGGUGCCAGCCUUCCCCGAAACCAUCCCACACACCUCCAUCAGGAACAUAGCGGAGAAGCCUAAGGAGGUGGUGUUCACCCUACAGAAGAGGUAUAUCCAGUGCUGGAGUCAGACCUCUACAGAGACGGGUUACGUUAACAUCAAGGAGCUGGCUGAGGCCAUGUGUUCUUAUGACCUGGAUAACAUGGACCUCUACUGGCUGCAGGCACUCAACGCUGAGCUGGAACACAUGGGGGAGGGGCCUGUAGACGAGCUGACAAUGGAGCGCACCAUGGAGGCGUUGGAGCGUCAUUGCCAUGACAACAUGAACCACGCCAUCGACACGGUAGAAGGGCUGGGCAUCGAGUACGACGAGGACGUCAUCUGUGACGUGUGUCGCUCCCCCGACAGCGAGGAGGGCAACGACAUGGUCUUCUGUGACAAAUGUAACAUCUGUGUUCACCAGGCGUGUUACGGUAUAGUGAAGGUACCAGAUGGUAACUGGCUGUGCAGGACGUGUGUCCUGGGCAUCGACCCCCAGUGUCAGUUAUGUCCCAUCAAGGGAGGGGCGAUGAAAGCUACGAGGGCGGGCACCAAGUGGGCACACGUUAGCUGUGCCCUGUGGAUCCCUGAGGUGAGCAUAGCGUGUCCAGAGAGGAUGGAGCCCAUCACCAAGGUGUCUCACAUCCCCCACUCACGCUGGUCUCUCAUCUGCAGCCUCUGUAAACUGAAGACUGGUGCCUGUAUACAGUGCUCAGUGAAGAACUGCACCGUCCCGUUCCAUGUGACGUGUGCCUUCGAGUACAGCCUGGAGAUGAAGACCAUCCUGGAUGAAGGAGACGAGGUGAAGUUCAGGUCCUACUGCCUGAAGCACAGCAAGCCCAAGAACCAGGCCUCCUCCGACCCACCAGCCCCCGGCCUCAGCCCCUGUCAACCAGCCCACAACAAGCAGCCCAAGGCAGGGGAGCCAGGCUCCGGUCUCAGCCCCUCUGAGCCAGCCCACAACAAGCCGCCCAAGGCAGGGGAGCCAGGCUCCGGUCUCAGUCCGGCCCGGCCCAAACCUCCCGUAGACCCAGAGAGGGGUGGCCUAAGGGCCCAGAGGUUACUAGAGCUGGAGGAGGAGUUUUCUACUCUGAUUCACCCGGAGGAGCUGGCCCUGAACCUGGGUCUCCCUCCCACCUUGCUGGACUUCAUCUACCAGUACUGGAAACUGAAGAGGAAGAGCAACUUCAACCGUCCUCUGCUGCCCCCUGGUGAGGAGGAGGAUAACUUGCUGCUGUUGCCUCAUGAAGACAGCAUCCACACACGAAUGAGGAUGUUCAUGCAUCUCCGACAGGACUUAGAGAGGGUGAGGAACCUGUGUUACAUGGUGAGUCGGAGGGAGAAGCUAAAACUGUCUCAGAGCAAAGCCCAGGAACAGAUCUUCAACCUCCACGUCAAACUGCUCAAUCAGGAAAUCUCCGCUGGUCUGCCGGUGGACAGCAUGUUGUUCCGGCCUCCUCCCAGAAUCACCCUGAAGCUGAAGAUGCCCAAAGUGUCGCUGGGUAACGGGAAGACCGGCUUCAAGUCAGGAAACGGCCCCCUGUGUCCAGAUAACAGCGGGAAUGUUCACGAACGUAGUGGUGGAGGGAAGGGGCUGGGGAAGGAAGGAGGGGGGCUGGGGAAUGAAGGAGGGGGGCUGGGGAAGGGUAAAGGAGGAGGUAAGCCUCAGCUCCAUGGGCGAGGCAAGAGAGAGGAGCUCUCCAAUGGCAUUCUACUGUCAACCUCUACCUCAGGUCAGUCAUGUAGAGAAGGUAGUACCACCAUUGGACCAGCACUGACCAACAGCAUGUCCAGAGCCUCAGCCCUGCCUAUCAAAUCUACUGGCAAGCCCCUGACUGGCAAAACCUUACCGGGUAAACCUCUGGCGCUCCCAGUCCACUCCUCCUCCAAUGGAAAUGUUAAACUGGACCCAGACAGAGUUGGGCACGUCCCCAAAUCCAACGGUGUGACGGAGAAGAUGGUGGUCGUGACCCAGAAGGACACCGCUUGUCAGACCCCCAGUGAACAGGAAGCUGGUGAGGGGUCAGGGGGCAAGGGAAGCCAGUCAACCAGCUUCAGGAGGUCAACCAUGGAGCACUUCAACCGGUCGUUCAAGGAGGCGACGGUCAGCUUGGUGCGGACCACGGAGGACCUGCGGGGGGACAAGGUGUCCCAGGGGGGUAAAGGCACCAGAUCAGCCAAGGACCGAACCUGGGCCAAACCACUUCCUGGAGUCCCCCAGGGACUCGGUGGUACCAGACCACCACCCUACCAGGAGACGGACGGAUACUGCCCUGACCUGGAACUCAGUGACUCGGAGCCAGAGGCUAAAGGUCAGAAGUGGAGGCAGGGUAGGGGUGACUCGGGGGGCCAGGCAGGAGGAGACUACAGCAGGGGGAACAGCAGAGGGAAACAGGGCCUGGGGGGGUCCAGUAAGACCUCAGCACAGAGGUGACAUCCCUGACCCCUCACCUACUGUAGACACUGGCCCCAGCUCUGUCACUCCCUCUCUGACCACUGGAGCCCAGACCAGACCAGCCAUAGAGCAGCAGGGGCCAAUGGCAGCCAUCUAUUGGUCAACUGGGACCAGGGCCCCCUACACUGGCUGGGGCAUCCAUCUAUUGGUCAACUGGGACCAGGGCCCCCUACACUUGCUGAGGCAUCUAUCUAUUGGUCAACUGGGACCAGGGCCCCCUACACUGGCUGGGGCAUCCAUCUAUUGGUCAACUGGGACCAGGGCGCCCUACACUGGCUGGGGCAUCUAUCUAUUGGUCAACUGGGACCAGGGCCCCCUACACUGGCUGGGGCAUCCAUCUAUUGGUCAACUGGGACCAGGGCCCCCUACACUGGCUGGGGCAUCUAUCUAUUGGUCAAUUGGGACCAGGGCCCCCUACACUGGCUGGGGCAUCCAUCUAUUGGUCAACUUGGACCAGGGCCCCCUACACUGGCUGGGGCAUCUAUCUAUUGGUCCGCUGAGACGCAUACAGACAGGAGCAAAGGACUGAUGCAUGGCGGGCGUCCUAGCCCAGAUCAUCACCUCAAUGGGACUCCGACAUGGACCUUCUAUCUCUCUCUCUCCGACAUGGACCCUCUAUCAAUCUCUCCCCGACAUGGGGACCCUCUAUCUCUCUCUCCCCCGACAUGGACCCUCUAUCUCUCUCUCUCCGACAUGGACCUUCUAUCUCUCUCUCUCCGACAUGGA
Molecule: messenger RNA, 3868 nt
Organism: Salmo salar (Atlantic salmon)
Lineage: Eukaryota; Metazoa; Chordata; Actinopteri; Salmoniformes; Salmonidae
Product: protein Jade-3
Biological process (GO): regulation of transcription by RNA polymerase II
Cellular component (GO): histone acetyltransferase complex
Source: RefSeq, a predicted model, not a curated record